AUCCAAGCGCUAGAUUUGGUGUGCCGUAACAAUACCUUUUUAUUUUACCUGUAUCUUUUUGAAGUAUCUGUAUUCACUGGAUGACUACAACUUUGUUUUUCUUACAUGGAGAUAAAUUCAAUUCUGAAAGAUGUUGUGGCCUAUGUCGAAGUCCGCAGUAAUAAUGACAACAGAAGCGCAGCUGUUAGUCAAAAGCUACUACAGCUUGGGGCAACAGUGCAGCCAACAUUUAGCGAUGAUGUGACACAUGUUGUUUUCAAGGAGGGUUUAAAGCGGACAUGGAUCAAGGCUCAGAAACGGAACAUUCCUGUUGUUUCUGUUUCCUGGUUAAACAGCUGUCUGGAGAACAGGAUGCGCAUGUCUGAAAAGGAGUUCCCUGCCUUGUUACCAGAGAUUAAAGACAGUCCACUUCCUUGUUUUAAGCCUGCUCCUAGAUGGAAGAAAAUGAAAUCCAUGCAGCCAUGUGAUUUUGAUGAAGAACUAGCACGCAGUGCAGAGAGAGGAGAGAAACGUCGCAAGCGUGAAUUGAUGGCCAAUAGGUUUAAAUUAGCUGAAGAUUCCACCCCAACCUUGUCCCUUAAUCCUCCAAUCCUAGCUUUGGAAACCCAGGCCAGGUCUCCACAUGUGUCGUCCCUCUUAAACAUAACUUCACCAAUACCUGAUACACCUCCAAGCCUAAAAGACCGCUAUGAAAAAAUGGUGAGAGAGCAGAAGCUAGUACUCAGUUCAGAUGAUGUGGAGUCUCCACUUAUUACUCCUAAAACAUUCAAAGAAAAACCUUUACAAAGACGACUGUUUGAGAAAUUUGCUAGUAUGAGCAGUAGUUCAAUGGAAAGUAGCGAUGAUGACAUGUCCGGGAUUGUUUCUGGGCUUCUCAAAAGACUGGAUUCUAGAAAUAACAGCCCAUCUUGUGUGGACCAAAAUAUCUCAUCUCCCAAAUUAACCCCCAAUUUAACACACGGAGCUAGGGCUAACAUUUCAUCUACCAAUACAAACUCUAAUUUAAUACAAGGGACUAAGCCUCAUCAUUCAUCUCCCAAAUUAAACCCUAAUUUAAUUCAGGGGGUUUCUGCAGAGGAUGAUGACACUGCUGACAGUAUCUGGCAGUGUAAAUUUUGUACCAGCCCUGAAGGUUUUGUUUUGUCGCCUUCUCGUAAAGGGGAGGAGCAACGUUCCCACAGUCCAGUAGCUGGUUGUAAAGCUGACGAGAGAUGGGGCACUGAAAGCCCUAGACCUGUGCUGUCACCCCAGGGCUUCAACAUUGAAACCCCUGAGAUCAACAAAUCUUUGAAAGGUUUGAAUCUUUCUCUCAAGAAGAAAAACAGCCUGUCUGUGGCUAAGCAUCAUGAUGGUGCAUCAACUAACCACAAUGAAAAUGAUGAAAAUUUAAAAGAGUCUGUUAGGGAUGAAACAGUUCCUAAAGAUGCAAGUGUAUCAAAAAUUAAACCACAAGAAAUAGUUCGAGAAAGGAGACAGUCGAGGCGUGUGUCUGUUGUUAGGAAGCUGGACAACUCUGAUUCAAAAGCUACGUCCAGUCUCCCACUAAAGUCAAAUGAAAUCAACUGUCCCACCGCCUCACCACCCCCACAACCAGAUUUUAAACCUAAGGUAACAAAGAAAAGAAACUUGCUGUCAGCUAAACAGCUUGCUGAUGCUCUUUUAGCUCCAAAAGAAACUGAUAAUGAUAAAGCUCAAAAAACAACAGAAAUCGAUGCUAGUAAAAAUACAAGUGGUAAACCUCAAGGCAAUGUUAAAAAACACAGAAAAAGUGCCAAAGCUGAUGCAGAUUUUCUGUUUGGGUUAACUGAGACUAAAAGUGCAGCAACCAAAGUUCAGGAAAGACGGAGAAGUCAGAGGUUAAGCUCAGUGCAGCCUGCCACACCUACCAAACACUGUGAUGGUCCUACUGAACUCCCAGCUACUACUGCAGCAGAGAAAGCUAACUCUAAAACCAGGAAGUUGUCCCAUCCCCAUACCACUAGUGUGUCAUGUGAUCAGUCUGCCACACCUACCAAACACUCUGAUCCUGCAGAAACCAGUACCUCUACCACAGCAGAGAAAAACAACGCUAAAACCCGCAAGUUUUCCCGUCCACAUACCACAAGUGUAUCAUGUGAUCAGUCUGCUACAUUAAACGAUUUAUCAAAAAAUGAUACAUUAGGCACGUCCAUGUCGGUCAUGUACGAUAAUGAAACUUCAGUGCGAGGUAAAAGAAAAUCAGUUUCUUCAAGGCGAAGCAUUGAUGACUUUUCUCUGAGUAAAACUGAUAAGUUUAAACACCAGCACAAGCCUGUGUUAAAGGGAAUAACAGAACAAGAUUUAGUGACAGAAAAUACUUCCACUACUUCCAAGACAAAACCAACACACAGUAAAGCUUACCUAAAAAGAAACAGAUCUACAAGUUCAUCUGAUGCAUGCCGUGAGUCAAAGCCUUCUUUCAAGAAGUCAAAAGGUAAACAGUCCACCUCCAGCGAAGAUGGCAACAACAGUCAGUUGUCUGAUAGCCACAUGUCUGAUGAGGCUCCGGCUAGUCUGCGACAUGCACGCUCACUGGUGAUGGAGCAGUCCAUGAUAACUGGCCUCAAGAGUCAAUACUCACUUGUGUUGACCAGUCUUCAUAGAGGGGAACAAGAAUUGGUAUAUUCCGUAGUGAAAAAGUUGGGUGCCUUUCAAAUGACAAACAAUGUUGAUGCUACAACCACCCAUGUUGUGUGUGGGGAUGCUAGGAGGACUUUGAAUGUCAUACACUGUGUGGCCAGAGGCUGCUGGCUACUGAGGAAAGAAUGGGUUCUUGAAUCUCUAGAGGCUAGAGAGUGGCUGCUAGAAGAAAAUUAUGAAAUGGAACAAGAGUUUCCUGCAGCUAAGAUAUCUCGGUGUGAACGUCAAGCAAUAGGUGCAGGCUACAAGCUGGGGAUAUUUACGAAAACAGGGCCUGUGUAUGUUUCAAAGGACUCAACACCAGCCAGACAGGAACUGGUCCAGCUAAUUAGACUUUGUGGUGGUCAGGUAACUGGGUCAAAGUCACGAGCAUUUGUUUUUGUUGGGGACAAGCACAGUCCUGACAGAGUGGUCAUCAGGCCUACCUGGAUUUUAGAUAGCAUAAUGAAGCUGAAGCUGUUAGACAUGACAGACUACAUUGUGACACCACCACCAUCUUCACUGAGAGAAACAAGUCCAGAGUUCUAAACUAUUGAGUGGUACUGGUGGACAAUUGUUUACUGAAUUAUGACUGUGUUACAGGGAAAUGCCUUCACAAUUUGUUUUAAAGAUAAUUUAAAUGAUGAAUAUGUUAUAAAAAUGGAACAAUCUAGUAUGUCUACAGAUGUAGCUACAUUUAUUUUACUAUUUUAUAAUUAUCCAUUUGUAAAAAAAAUGGUUUUAUACAUUUUUUAAUCAUUUAGCUGAAUGUGAACACAUUCUUCCAAGAACAAAUAAUAAUUCUGGUAUUAUGCUUGUUAUACACAUCUACUUAAGAUUUACAUUACACAUUAUAGUCAUGAUACACUAUCUUUUACGUCCAAAGGUGCUAAGUUGAAGUCUGUAGUGCUGAGACCUACACCAUCUCAUAAAGAUUCUUAUGUCUGUGUAGUGCUAUGACCUAAACCACCUCAUGUGUUCACAAUGUUAUGUCUAUGAUGCAAUGAUCCACACCACCUCAAGAUUUAUAUCGUUGUAUCACAAUGUUCAGUAUACAAAAAUAUGUUCUAUAAACCAGUGUGUUCAAUAUACAAAAAGAUACUGUUCUAUAAACCACCGGAAGUUCAUACCUUGUCUUUCUAACAUCCUAAAUAUAUUUUUGUGAUGUCAGUGUCACCUUCCUUAUUCUUGAAAUGUCAUGCUUUAGAUUUUACGAUUAAAUUAUUUAUUUUGCAUUUACUGGUUUGUAUGUUUUGGAAAGUGCCUUGGUAAGUUGAUAUUAAAAUACACAGAAGUAUUAAAAAUACAUGAAACAGUAAACGACUACAUGUUAUGAUGUUAUAGCUAGAACAAAGAAAAACAAAUCUGUUAUUUAUGGAAAUAGUUUACAUUUUACUUGUUUCUAAGAUUUCAUUUGAAUAUAAUGGUUAACCAAUGUUCAUGAUUGCUUGUUAUUAAUGCUUAUAUUAGUGACAUCUCAUCUAGUGUUUUAUUUUAUAUUUUAAUGACGCUGUCAAUUUUCUAAAAGUUUGAAAUAAGCAGAGAUUGUUGGUGAAAUCUGAUUAGUCCUCUCUUUGCCAUUCAAUUACUUGCUUUGUUUCACCUAGUCAACAACUAUUUGAAAUAUGCAAAUUUAUUUUCACUGUCUUAGGUAAACUUGAAAGUCUUAAAGUCUUAACUCAAACAAUGAUUUGACUGUGAAUUUGAUGAUUUUUUAAUACCUUUGUAUGAUCUGAAUUUUAAUAAUUAAUUUUUUUUUUUUUUUGUGAAAACAUUUUUGUG
This is a messenger RNA of Physella acuta, 4419 nucleotides long. RefSeq names its product microcephalin. The record is from RefSeq and is a predicted model, not a curated record. Lineage: Eukaryota; Metazoa; Mollusca; Gastropoda; Physidae. Gene Ontology annotation, biological process: mitotic cell cycle.